Molecule: messenger RNA, 1032 nt
Organism: Arctia plantaginis
Lineage: Eukaryota; Metazoa; Arthropoda; Insecta; Lepidoptera; Erebidae
Source: the annotation of a GenBank genome assembly
AUGGCUACUACUGCUGCUAUUGUCAAUAAACUUCAAACUUUGAACUUUACUAAAAUAUGUCGAGCUUGCUUGGAGACAAAAAAGGAUAUGAGACCUUUGUUUGAGCAAUUGACUGCUACAAUGCUGAUGGGAAUAUCAAAAGUGCAGGUGGAAGUUGGCGAUACUCUGCCGUCGCAGCUAUGCCUGCAGUGUGUGCAUCAAAUAUCCCGCUGCCAUGCCUUCAAAGAGAUGGUCGAAAGGAAUGACGUCGCACUGCGUGAACACGCCAAGACUCUUGCCGAACAAGCCUUCAAAAGAGAACGGGAAGAGAAGGAGAAACUGAUAAAUAUAAAUUGUUCGGAACCCUACAUCCAGUACAUGGAGGUGCCUAUCACUAAUACCAACCAGAUACUCGACGGGUUCUUUAAUACCGAUUCGGCACAAACACCAACACCAGCAUCCGAACAGGACACUAAAGAGGAAUUUGAAGAAAAGCUUGAAUCCGCAUCUAAUACCCCAAAAGAAAAGGAUGGUUUGAACUCUGAUGAAGAGAACUAUCUUCAAUUGGUCGUAUUUCAAGCUACGUCGACGGUGUCUCCUGGUCGACACGUGUGCAAUCUCUGCCAUAAGGAAUUCAAACAUCCAAGGUGGUUGAAGCAGCAUAUGAGAUCUCACACCAACUGGAUAAAAGCGAAUUGCAAGAAACCACCAAUGUGCCCCAUUUGUGAGAGAACUUUUAAGGGUCCAGGGAUGCUAAAAAUGCACAUGCGGACCCACGAGCAACGACCUCCUAAACAGCCAACGUGUUCUGUCUGCCAACGCACCUUUCCAAGCAAAACCUUACUCUAUCGGCACAGACAAACUCACUUCGAGCAGAAAACCCAUCUAUGUACUGUAUGCGAUAAAAGAUUUUAUAGCGGUUACGCCUUGAGGUCUCAUAUGGCAAGGCAUCGUGGAGAGAGGCCUUAUGUUUGCUCUACUUGCGGCAAAAGCUUCUACAACCCAACGGAUUUGAAGGUUAGUUACAUUUUGAUGAUGUCUAUUACCAGAUAA